Molecule: messenger RNA, 367 nt
Organism: Osmia bicornis bicornis
Lineage: Eukaryota; Metazoa; Arthropoda; Insecta; Hymenoptera; Megachilidae
Exons: 2
Source: RefSeq, a predicted model, not a curated record
UUGACCUACUUUCAGUGGACGACCAUAAUCCUAGCGACAAUAAUUGUCGCGUUUUUACUUGGAUUAAUUACGGAAAACGCAGCUACCAUAGCACAACCAAAAGCGCCUAAUUUUCAAUAUUUUGAAAGGCCUAAAUACCGUUACCCAUACUACGAUGAAAAUGGCAGAGGAAAGUUGCUCUACGGUUAUGGAGGACCAGAUCUAUACCAAUAUAAAACUUACAGCGCACUCGAGGGAAUCCAUUAACAAGAGGACACAUGAAUUAUUACUAUACAAUGAACCAAUCGAUGAUCUUUCAAUGAACUGCAAUCGUUACUGCAUAGGGUGAUAGUUUGUUAAGUGAUAUUAUAAUAUUAUAUACAUAUAC